Molecule: messenger RNA, 765 nt
Organism: Vombatus ursinus (common wombat)
Lineage: Eukaryota; Metazoa; Chordata; Mammalia; Diprotodontia; Vombatidae
Gene: SRP19
Product: signal recognition particle 19
Exons: 5
Coding region: 95-526 (143 amino acids)
Biological process (GO): SRP-dependent cotranslational protein targeting to membrane, signal sequence recognition; SRP-dependent cotranslational protein targeting to membrane
Cellular component (GO): signal recognition particle, endoplasmic reticulum targeting
Molecular function (GO): 7S RNA binding
Source: RefSeq, a predicted model, not a curated record
UCCGCUGGAAGGGACAACCGUGAAGUCAGCAACGGCGCCGGCUGGGCGAGAUUUCCUCGCCUCCUGGAUUCGAGGAGCGUGAGUCCCUCGGGAGAUGGCGUACGCCGAUCGGUCUCCGGCGGACAAGGACAGGUUCAUUUGCAUUUAUCCUGCAUAUUUAAAUAACAAGAAGACCAUUGCUGAGGGAAGACGGAUCCCAAUAGACAAAGCUGUUGAGAAUCCUACAGCUACAGAGAUCCAAGAUGUAUGCCUGGCAGUUGGACUUAAUGUGCACAUUGAGAAAAAUAAAAUGUACUCCAGAGAGUGGAAUCGUGAUUUACAGUAUAGGGGCAGAGUACGGGUUCAGCUAAAGCAGGAAGAUGGCAGCCUGUGCCUUGUACAGUUUCCAUCACGUAAGUCAGUAAUGUUGUAUGCAGCUGAAAUGAUACCCAAACUAAAAACAAGGACACAAAAAACAGGAGGUGGUGACCAAAGUCUUCAACAAGGAGAGGGAGGUAAAAAAGGAAAAGGGAAGAAGAAGAAGUGAUCCAGUGAUACCUGAUUGCUGAAUAUAUGCCAGUACUACACGAGAUAAGAAUGAACAUUGAUGAUUUGCUCCCGAAGUGAAUGAUGAAAAAGGAAACUGAAGAAGUUGUAUGAUUUGUUACCUUCACUUAACUGGAAUAUGUAUGUUUGUGCCUCUCAACUUCAACAGAACAGUCAACCAACUUGAGUUCAUGAAAUAAAAAAAUUGGCAUUGGAAAGUUGCGUCUAGCCUUCAUAUAG